Salvelinus namaycush (lake trout) is the source of this 4755-nucleotide messenger RNA. Its product is annotated as E3 ubiquitin-protein ligase HECW1-like. Gene Ontology annotation, molecular function: protein binding; ubiquitin-protein transferase activity. Gene Ontology annotation, biological process: regulation of dendrite morphogenesis. Lineage: Eukaryota; Metazoa; Chordata; Actinopteri; Salmoniformes; Salmonidae. Bases 1 to 4755 code for a protein of 1584 amino acids. The transcript has 28 exons. The record is from RefSeq and is a predicted model, not a curated record.
AUGAUUCAAAGGCAGGUGACACUGACCCAGAACUUGUACCAGAACAGGUUUCUCGGACUCAGACUUGCAGCCAUGGCCUCCCCGUGUCGUUCAUCCCAGAACCGUCGGCGCUGUAAGGACCCCAUCCGCCACAGCUACAACCCCGAGCAAUUCCGCAACGUUAAUUUCCAGAAUGGGGUGCCGGAGGAUGUGGCGGCCAUGUACCGCUCCACCAGCGACACGGACCUGGUGACAUCACACAGCCGCUCCACGCUUACCGUCAGCACCUCGCUCUACGCCAUUGGACAGACCCAGGACAUCCUCAUCUGCUGGGACAUCAAGGAGGAGGUGGACGCUGGGGACUGGAUCGGCAUGUACCUCAUUGAAGAGGUGUCGUCUGAGAACUUUCUAGACUACAAGAGCCGCGGAGUGAAUGGUUCCCACAAGGGCCAGAUAGUGUGGAAGAUUGAGGGCAACUCCUAUUUUGUGGAGCCGGAGACCAAGAUCUGCUUUAAAUACUACCAUGGUGUGAGCGGGGCCCUGCGAGCCACUUCCCCCAGUUUGACUGUGAAGAACCCCUCAGUUCCGGUAUUUAAGCCCGUCACCAAUGAAGAAGUCCCCCAGAGCACAGGCAGUAGAAGACUCAUCAGCUUCUCCCUCUCAGAUUUCCAUGCCACAGGGCUGAAGAAGGGGAUGUUCUUCAACCCUGACCCCUACCUUAAGAUCGCCAUCCACCCCGGCAGGAACAGCAUCUUCCCGGCACUGCCACACCACGGCCAGGAGAAACGCUCAGGCAUCGUCUGUAACACCAUCAACCCCCACUGGCAGAGAGAGCGCUUCAACUUUGUGUCUCUGCCCACGGACGUUCUGGAGAUCGAGGUAAAAGACAAGUUUGCCAAGAGCCGUCCUAUCAUCAAACGUUUCCUGGGCAAGCAGUCCAUGCCAGUGCAGAGGCUACUGGAGAAGCAUGCUAUUGGUGACCGUGUGGUCAGCUACACGCUGGGCCGAAGGGUGCCGACAGAACAUGUCAGUGGACAGCUGCAGUUCAGAUUUGAGAUCACGUCCUCUAUUCAUCCAGAUGAUGAAGACAUGUCUCUCAGCACAGAGCCUGAGUGUGCCGCUGUGCAGGAGACCAGUAACCAGGGGGAGGGCCAGUCUUCCCAGGCCCAGGGCCAGGACGAGGACACCAUGAGCCUGGGUCCGGGGGCUCCCGAACUCCCCAUGGAUGAGGAGGAAGACGCUGGAGCUCCAGAACUUCCAAUUGGAGGAGAUACAGUUACAGACACGCCCAUGGAGGGGCAUCCAUCAGGGCCUUUGGGUUCAGAGCAGCCCAUGGAUGGAGAUGGAGACUCAGGGCCUUGCUGUUCCAGAGCCAAGGCCCUAAAAACAGAACCAAGCCAACCAGAGGUCAAUGGGGCUCAGGAGGAGGUGGCUGUGGCUGUAGCUGCGGCUGCAGAGAAGCUGCCCAAGGUAGAGGAUAACAGUGAGGAAGGGGGGCAGCAAACCCCCUCCAGUCCUCAGCUUGCUGACCCAGAGCAGGGGGUGGACAGUACCCCAGCAGAGGGUCAGGUCAUACCUGCUGUAUUGGAAGACAUGGAGAGUGGAGCGCCUGGGGAACCAGCAGAACAGGUGGUGGGUCAGGAGGAAGGAGACGAGGAAUGCUGCUCCCUGCGCAUCAGGACCACCCCUAGGCGUAAGAACCGGCCCUGCUCCCUGCCCGUGUCGGAGCUGGAGACAGUCAUCGCCUCGGCCUGUGGGGAGCCUGAGACCCCUCGCUCCCACUACAUCCGCAUCCACCACCUCCUCCACAGUCUGCCCUCCUCCCAGCCAGGCACCCAGGAGGACGGGGAGGGAGAGGGGGCUGAGGCUGAAACAGAGCCCGAUCCAGACCCAGGCCCUGACCAGCUCAGCCCCAGGGUCCAGGAUGGCUCAGAAGAGGAUGAAAAGGCAGAACCCCUGACCCCAGGGCCCAGGAGGACCCUGCCUCGCAGCCUGUCCAUCGAGCGUCUGUCCGACCUGGCCCUGCUACUGGACAGCGAGGGCCGCCACCCCCAGGGCCAGGUCAGGGGUCACCAGAGAGUGUCUGACGACGACAUGGAGCCCUGCUGCAGUGAUUCCUGCUAUGAAGGCCGAGGAGGCAGUCACAACCAGGCACCUCUAGUGGCUGCAGCCAGGAUGUCUGUGGAGAGCAGUGAUUUUCCCUCCCAGGAGGAUGAGGACAUGGAGGUGAAUGGAGCGGAGAGCAGGGAGCCAGGAGAUGGGAUGCCCCAGUGGCAGGUGGAUCCGUCCACGCAGGUCCAGAGCCCCCAGAGCUUCAUAGAAAACGGAGAGUCACCCGUGGCCGGGCCCAGUGGAAAGAUAGGACGUGAGUUGGAUUGUCCCUUACCGUCCAGUCAUCCUCCAAUCAGCCAGCUUCCUGCUCUGCGUCAUGAUCCUCAUCAUUACCCCACUAUAGAUGAACCACUACCCCCAAACUGGGAGGCGCGUGUGGACAGCCACGGUCGUGUGUUCUACGUGGACCACAUCAACAGGACCACCACGUGGCAGAGACCCACCUCAGCAGCCACGCCCGACGGCAUGAGGAGGUCCGGAUCCGUUCAGCAGAUGGAACAGCUCAAUAGAAGGUACCAGAGCAUCCAGAGGACCAUGGCCACAGACAGGAGUGAGAAUGAAGGAAGCAGAAGCAGGAGUGAGAGAACAAGCCUCAACAACAACAGCAGUGAGACAGACUCUCCUUCGAUGGCUAAUGACAGCUCCUCUUCCUCCGCCUCCUCGUCAUCAUCUCCAGUCAACAGUCAGAAGAUCACAGCUCUGUUACAGAGCCCAGCGGUGAAGUUCAUCACACACCCAGAGUUUUUCACUGUCCUCCAUGCCAACUAUGGGGCCUACCGCAUGUUCACCAGCAGCACGUGCCUGAAGCACAUGAUCCUGAAGAUUCGUAGAGACGCUCGUAACCUUGAGAGGUACCAGCACAACAGAGACCUGGUCACCUUCCUCAACCGCUUCUCUGACGCCCAGCUGGAACUGCCCCGGGGCUGGGAGAUCAAGACUGACCCUCAGGGCAAGAACUUCUUUGUGGACCACAACAGCCGAGCGACCACAUUCAUCGACCCGAGAAUCCCUCUUCAGAACGGUUGUCUGCCCAACCACCUGACCCACAGGCAGCACCUGCAGCGAUUACGCAGCUACAGUGCUGGAGAGGCCUCGGAGGUGUCCCGUAGUCGAGGUGCGGCCUUGUUGUCACGGCCUGGGAACAGUGUGGUGGCCGCGAUGCGGAGCCAGCAUCAUCCUGAUCCAGUGCCACAAGCUUAUAAUGAGAAGAUAGUGGCCUUCCUCCGUCAGCCUGGAAUACUAGAAGUUCUAACAGAGCGCCAGCCAGCCCUGUCCAGGAACCAUUCCCUGAGGGAAAAGAUCCACUACAUCAGAACAGAGGGCACCCAAAGACUGGAGAAACUAGCAUGUGAUGCAGACCUGGUGAUACUGUUGAGCUUGUUUGAAGAGGAGAUCAUGUCCUAUGUUCCUCCCUCCUUCCAUCCUGGCUUCAGCUUCUCUCCACGUUGUUCACCAGGGUCUUCACCGCAGAACUCUCCAGGAAUGUCGAGAGCAAGAGCGCCUGCCCCGUACCGGAGAGACUUUGAGGCCAAACUACGCAACUUCUACAGGAAACUGGAGGCUAAAGGCUAUGGCCAGGGCCCAGGAAAGAUCAAGCUUAUCGUCCGGAGAGACCACCUGUUGGAGGGUACCUUUAACCAGGUCAUGGCCUACUCACGCAAGGAACUACAGAGGAAUAAGCUCUACAUCACCUUCAUAGGAGAGGAGGGGCUGGACUACAGUGGGCCAUCCAGAGAGUUCUUCUUCCUGCUGUCUCAGGAGCUGUUCAACCCCUACUAUGGCCUGUUUGAGUACUCAGCCAACGACACAUACACCGUCCAGAUCAGCCCCAUGUCUGCCUUCGUAGAGAACCAUCUGGAAUGGUUCCGGUUUAGUGGGCGUAUUUUGGGACUGGUGUUGAUCCACCAGUAUCUCCUGGAUGCCUUCUUCACACGGCCCUUCUACAAGGCUCUCCUCAGACUAGCCACUGACCUGAGUGAUCUGGAAUACCUAGAUGAGGAGUUCCAUCAGAGUCUACAGUGGAUGAAAGACAAUGACAUCACAGACAUGCUGGACCUUACCUUCACUGUGAAUGAGGAAGUCUUCGGACAGGUAACAGAGAGAGAGCUGAAGUCUGGAGGGGCUAACAUUAAUGUGACAGAGAAGAAUAAGAAGGAGUACAUUGACCGCAUGGUGAAAUGGAGGGUGGAGAGAGGAGUGGUCAAGCAGACAGAGGCACUGGUCAGGGGCUUCUAUGAGGUGGUGGAUUCCCGGCUGGUGUCAGUGUUCGAUGCCAGAGAGUUGGAGCUGGUCAUCGCUGGGACAGCUGAGAUAGACCUCAAUGACUGGAGGAACAACACAGAGUAUAGAGGAGGCUACCAUGACAGCCACAUAGUGAUCCGGUGGUUCUGGGGGGCCGUGGAGCGCUUCAACAAUGAGCAGAGGCUGCGUCUGCUGCAGUUUGUGACUGGCACCUCCAGUGUUCCCUACGAGGGCUUCACUGCGCUACGGGGCAGUAACGGCCUGCGACGCUUCUGUAUCGAGAAGUGGGGCAAGAUCACCGCUCUUCCAAGGGCACACACAUGCUUCAACCGGCUGGAUCUCCCUCCAUACCCCUCCUACACCAUGCUCUAUGAGAAACUGCUGAUCGCUGUGGAGGAGACCAGCACUUUUGGCCUUGAGUGA